Molecule: messenger RNA, 1509 nt
Organism: Diaporthe citri
Lineage: Eukaryota; Fungi; Ascomycota; Sordariomycetes; Diaporthales; Diaporthaceae
Exons: 5
Coding region: 1-1509 (502 amino acids)
Molecular function (GO): oxidoreductase activity; heme binding
Source: RefSeq, a predicted model, not a curated record
AUGGACACCACGAGCGAAUUGCAGAUUUCCAGCGCGGAAUUAAAGAAACACAGCACGAGAAACGAUUGCUGGGUUGCUGUGCAUUCCAAGGUGUGGGAUCUCACCGACUUCUUGGAUGAACAUCCCGGAGGCGCCAAAAUUCUUCUCUCGGUGGCUGGUAAAAAUGCAACAUCUGAAUAUGACCAAGUACAUGCACCCGGAAUUAUAGAGGAGAAUUUACCAGCCGACAAAUUCAAAGGCGCUUACCUUGAAGCCAGCAGCGAUGUGCCGCCUCAAGGAGCUCUCGAAGAAGUCAAAGACUCGCGAGACCAGGACACAGCAGCGAUCUCAUCCGAGACCAAUAUUCCACCGCUCCAGUCGCUUUUGAGCGCAGCAGAUAUUGAAGAAGUUGCGAGCAGAAUACUUACACGGAAAACCUGGGCCUUCUACAGUAGCGCGGCAACCGACCUGGUUACGCAUCAUCAAAACAAGUCAUUUCUCAGGCGCAUAAUGCUCAAGCCUCGAGUGUUAAGAAAUGUCACGGAUACAGAUCAGACACGAUCGAUUUUGGGUCACAGGACAAGCGCCCCAUUCUUCAUCAGCCCAGCUGCGAUGGCACGAUUGGCACACAAGGACGGUGAGCUGGCAUUGGCAAAAGCGGCCGGCCAGGAAGAUAUUAUACAAUGUCUUGGCAUCAAGAUAUCAAACAAUGCAUCUUACCCCCUGUCAUCAAUUGUCCAAUGCGGCCACCAGCAACAACCAUUCUUCUUCCAGUUGUACGUCAACUCUGAGCGUCACAAAACAACAGAGAUCCUCCGGAAAGCGCGGAGCCUGGGGAUCAAAGCCAUAUUCGUGACAGUCGAUGCGCCAGUUCCGGGAAAACGCGAGGCGGACGAGCGUUUAGCUACAGAAACCGCAGUCCAGUCUGCCGUCAGCGGCGCCACAUCGAGCAACGACAAGAAAGGGGCAGGUCUGGGGCGGCUGAUGGCUCAGUAUAUCGACAAGUCGCUUACUUGGUCUGACCUGCCCUGGAUUAGAGGAGAGUCGGGUCUGCCAAUUGUGUUGAAGGGUGUCCAGAGCGUCGAAGACGCAAAGCUAGCCGUAGAAUACGGUGUUGAUGGCAUCCUUUUGAGCAACCACGGCGGUCGAUCUUUGGAUACUGCCCAGCCAGCUAUAUUGAACCUCCUCGAGCUCAGACUCAAGUGCCCUGAGAUUUUCUCAAAGCUUGAAGUCUAUGUCGACGGUGGUUUCGAGAGAGGAUCAGACAUCAUCAAAGCCAUUGCUCUUGGUGCAACUGCUGUCGGUAUCGGACGGCCGUUCCUCUAUUCCCUUGUAUACGGACAGCAAGGUGCUGAGCAUCUCAUCCAAAUUCUGAAAGACGAGAUUGAAGUCUCAAUGAAACUCUCUGGUUUGACGAGUCUGGACCAAGCAGGUCCGGAGCUGCUCAACACGGCGGACGUCGACCACCUGAUUCGAUCGGCCCAGAGGUUCCCUGCUUUGAAAGGGCGCCAAGAAAGAUCACGGCUGUAG